UGUGUUAAUACAGAGAAAAACGACCGAAAGCAUACAAAUAUGAGAUAUGCUUUACUAAAAAAAAAAAAAAAAAAAAUCACCAUUUCUUCUUUCUUCUCCAUCUGAAGUUUGUUGCCUGAGUCCCCUCGCUGGCUGAUCUUCAAGGGACGUCAUGCCGAGGCUCUCAGUAUACUCAAGACAGCUGCCAGAGUUAACAAGAAGAGUCUGCCAUCGGAGGAGGUGCUUUUUGCUGCAAUGAGGAACAUCAUGCAAAAGGAAGGAAACCCAGUAAAGGAAGAAAGUGGAGGUGCACUCACUGCAGGUUUCUGUCACUACAUCAGGACAGCAUGGAAGUACUCCAUACUGGUGUUCACAACCCGAGGAGUGAGGUUGAGGGCUCUGGUCCUGUACUACAUUUGGGUUGUCACUACUGCUCCUUACUAUUCACUCAGCCACUUCUCCAGCAUCAUUAAUACAAACGAAUAUGUGUACAGCUUCCUGUCUGCGGCUGUGGAGGUGCCUGCCUACCUUGGUCUGUGGCCUGCCAUCACCUACCUUGGCAGAAGAGUGACUCUCGCAAUGCUUUUACUGCUCACUGGAACUUGCGUCUCUGUUGUGACACUUUUCUUGAUACUCCAGGAUGAAGUUAUGUAG
Scylla paramamosain (green mud crab) is the source of this 633-nucleotide messenger RNA. Its product is annotated as beta-alanine transporter-like. The transcript has 4 exons. Bases 235 to 633 code for a protein of 132 amino acids. Lineage: Eukaryota; Metazoa; Arthropoda; Malacostraca; Decapoda; Portunidae. The record is from RefSeq and is a predicted model, not a curated record.